Chenopodium quinoa (quinoa) is the source of this 2276-nucleotide messenger RNA. RefSeq names its product protein ROOT INITIATION DEFECTIVE 3-like. Gene Ontology annotation, cellular component: nuclear pre-replicative complex. Gene Ontology annotation, biological process: rRNA processing; DNA-templated DNA replication. Lineage: Eukaryota; Viridiplantae; Streptophyta; Magnoliopsida; Caryophyllales; Amaranthaceae. The transcript is spliced from 11 exons. Gene Ontology annotation, molecular function: protein binding. The coding region runs from base 472 to 1977 and encodes 501 amino acids. The record is from RefSeq and is a predicted model, not a curated record.
UGAGACAUGGGGAGAUACGUCUUGGACACGCGAAAAUUCGUAUCCGAAUAUUUUAUUUAUUUUUUGACACUUGGACAUGGACCGUGUCAUGUGGUGACACGGCCCGUUUUGCUUUGGACAUGCCACCUAAGUGCCACCUCAACCUUUUUUCUUUUUUCUAUUUUUUUUAAAUGAAACCCCUUUUUACAGUAAAUCAGUGAUACGUUAGGGGUUUCUUUCACAAUUCGCAAAUCGCAAGUUCACUUCACAGAGUUUGUUGCCGCUACCCCUCACUGCCAACCACCGCCGGCGCUACACCCAGUCAACCACCGCCGGCUGCUCGUCUGCUGUUGUGGCUUCGGUGUUGCGGGGCUGUGCUAGAUCUCCUUCCCUUCACCAUCUUCUUCUUAAUCUUCUACUUUGGUGGACCAAAUUCCAGUAUGCAACGAUGCUCGAGUGCUCGUAACACUUUGUUUACUAGUUUUCAACAAAAUGCCGUCAAGCCACAAAGCCGCCUCCACCGCUCAACGCUGCAGCAGCCAGCAUUGCAACACCGUCCAAGCUCUAGGUUUUUUUUUCCGUCGUAGCCACCUCGCGCCUCCUGACCGUAGCCACUGGCGGACCUGUCCAGCCACCUCACAGCCCCCUGUCCGAAUUUAUUCUCUCGCAAAAAUGGAGGUGGUAAUGGCGUCGUCUUCCAUGGACGGCGGGGUAGGUCGCUGGGAAGAAGACUCUAACGCCGAGAAAUUCCGUUACAAAUCUUGCUUAUCCCCUCCUCAUGGCCUCGUUUCCGUCGGUGGUCGUUUCUUCGCGUCCUCUCAACUCCGCGACUCCUCCGCUUCUGGCUCCAUUCUCUACUGGUCUUGGCACAAGCCUCAGCCUGAAGUCAAGAGUUUUCCGGUUGAGCCGAUAAAACCGUUAGUAUCGAAUCGUGAGGGUACUUAUCUCAUUGGUGGCGGUGCUUCCGGUGAUGUUUUUGUUUGGGAGGUUUAUACUGGUAGAUUACUGAAGAAAUGGCGAGCGCAUUACGGGGCUGUUUCUUGUUUGACAUUGUCAGAUGAUGAAUCCCUGCUUAUAUCUGGAGCAGAAGAUGGACGUGUUAAAGUUUGGUCGCUUUUCAUGAUGUUUGAUGAUGCUAGAAGAAAGGAAGCUAGGCAUGAUCAUGUGCAUAAUUUUCGAGAGCAUACUUUGCGUGUUACAGAUGUCAAAACAGGUCAUGGUGGAUCUAAUGCUGUAAUUAUUUCUGCUUCAGAGGAUCAAACUUGUAAGGUGUGGAGCUUGGCGACAGGAAGAUUGUUGCGGAAUAUUACAUUUCCAUCUGUUAUCAAUGCAAUUGCCAUUGAUGUGGGUGAAUAUGCUUUUUAUGCUGGUGGUAGAGAUGGCAAGAUAUACAUAGCUGCACUUAAUGCUUUGACUACGAAUAGUACUGACUAUGGAAAGCAUAUUAUUGGCUCAUUAGCUGAUUCGAGUAGGGUUACCUCUCUAGCAUUUCGUUCAGAUGGAAUCUCGUUGGUAUCUGGAUCAGAAGAUGGCAAAAUUCGUGUAUGGGAUACUAGAACUCGUAAUAUUGUUCGCAUGUUUACACAUGGUAAAGGUCCAGUGACCAAUGUUCUGAUUACUAGGAUUUCAGAGAGCGAGUUGAAGUCCCAAGCUUCUCAUGGGAGGAAGGCCUUAUUGCCUCCGUCACUUGAAAAAUAUGCAAAUUCUAGUGAGGAGAUUGUGGGGACAAAGGCUUUUAUUGGUUGUGACAGCUCUUCUAAUCCAGGUUGUGGUUCUUACCUCAUCGAACAUGUGAUGAACAACCAAAUCAAAGAAUUUCAGCAACAAGGCUCAACUACUGCAGCAGAAAUGGAAGUUGAGCGACUAAAACUGGAGUGCAAGAGAGCAACACAGAUGGUCCAACAAUGGAAAAGUAUGUACGACAAUUUGCAUCAGUUUUGUGUUAAUGAGCUUGUUGAUGAAAGUAAUGCCAAACACAUUAAAAUAAACUCUGGUUGAGAUAUUGCAAAGGGGCAUGCAGAUGAUUCAGCUAUUUAAGAAACUGAUAAUCUACAUUGGUUUCGAGCGAAUGAGCUUGUGGAGAUGACACUUGAGCAAACCAUAGGAAUACCAACCCGAUUCAGGCUUUGCUAAGUGUAUUUCAGCAGCUUUCAAGUUUUGUAGGCUUUGUUAGUCUGUAUUUUACAUUUGGUUUGCUUUGGAUCAUAUGUUGAUACAGCGUUAAUUUGCUUAUUGAUUGAUGUGGUUGUACAUGCUACCAAAACCUAUACAAAAGUAUCAGCCUUUUUUUUUUUUUU